Molecule: messenger RNA, 2254 nt
Organism: Brassica oleracea var. oleracea
Lineage: Eukaryota; Viridiplantae; Streptophyta; Magnoliopsida; Brassicales; Brassicaceae
Product: U-box domain-containing protein 11
Exons: 4
Coding region: 155-1981 (608 amino acids)
Biological process (GO): protein ubiquitination
Cellular component (GO): nucleus; cytoplasm
Molecular function (GO): ubiquitin-protein transferase activity; protein binding
Source: RefSeq, a predicted model, not a curated record
GUGCCGUAAUAGCGACAUCUCUCCUUGACAAAUGGUCGCAUGGAUACAUAAGAGCGACGUGAGUCGCUUCUCUGAGUAGAGAGCGAAUCCCCAAGUUGAUUUAUUAUCAUUAUUAUUAUAUUUAUUUCCCGUUAGACGGAGGCUUAACGGCGUAAUGGCCGGAGUAAACGUCUCACCCGCCUCUCUGCUCGAGCUUAUAGCCGAGAUUGCUGAGAUUCCAAUCAACGCCGGCGUGUUCAAGAAGGAUUGCGCGGAUCUCACUCGGCGAGUCUGUCUCUUGACGCAUUUGGUAGAAGAGAUCAGAGACUCCAAGCCGAUCGAUUCCGCCGCUGCUUCUUCGUCGGAGAAUGACUGGUGGUCUGAUCUUGUCGUGGGGCUUCAAGCCGCGAAGCGUCUUCUCUCCUCCGCCACUCGAUUCCAAGCUCGAGACUCCUCUGAUGGUGCUGUGAAGAGAAUCUCAUUCCAGCUCCAAUGCAUUACAUGGAAGCUGGAGAAAGCGUUAAGCAAUCUACCUUACGACCUAUAUGACAUCUCUGACGAAGUUGGAGAACAGGUGGAGCUAGCGAGAUCGCAGCUGAGAAGAGCUAUGCAGAGAUAUGGUUCAUUGAACUCUAACAAGUUCUUGACUGGCUUAUCUGAGCCCAUGGAGAGAGAUGCGUUUAGCAAUGUAAAGAUCAAAGCUGAGGAAGAAAAGCUUGAGGGUAUUUCGGAAACAGUUCCUUUUGGUGAGGCGAAGAAGCAGCUGAGGAAAAGCUCUUCCAUUUCUUUGGCGUUUUACUUGUCCAAAGAUGCUGAUACGGAUAGGUUAGACAAAAUGGUCACCAAGAACACUGAUGAGUCGAAGAAGUCUGAUAAACUCACGAUUCCGGUUGAUUUUCUGUGUCCUGUGUCUCUGGAACUGAUGAAGGAUCCUGUUAUUGUCGCCACAGGACAGACUUACGAGAGGGCGUACAUACAGAGAUGGAUCGACUGUGGGAACUUAACAUGUCCAAAGACUCAGCAGAAACUCGAGAACUUUACGCUUACUCCAAACUACGUUCUCAGAAGCUUGAUCUCUCGCUGGUGCACUGAACACAACAUUGAGCAACCCGCAGGUUACAUCAACGGCAGGUCAAGAAACAGAGGAGACAUGUCAGUGAUCAAGGCAUUGGUUCACAAACUCUCGAGCCGGUCAGUAGAGGAGCGCAGGAACGCUGUUUCUGAAAUCAGGUCUCUGUCCAAGAGAAGCACAGACAAUCGCAUUCUGAUCGCUGAAGCAGGAGCAAUCCCUGUUUUGGUGAACCUUUUAACCUCAGAAGACGUCGCCACGCAGGAGAACGCAAUCACUUGCGUUCUCAACCUCUCUAUCUAUGACAACAACAAGGAGCUGAUAAUGUUUGCUGGUGCAGUUACUUCAAUAGUUCAAGUCCUUAGAGCCGGAACCAUGGAAGCUAGAGAAAAUGCUGCAGCUACACUCUUUAGCCUUUCGUUAGCAGAUGAGAACAAGAUCAUAAUAGGCGGAUCCGGUGCGAUACCUGCCUUGGUUGAUCUGCUUGAGAACGGGACUCCUAGAGGGAAGAAAGACGCAGCGACCGCAUUGUUCAACCUCUGCAUUUAUCAGGGAAACAAAGGCAGAGCGGUAAGAGCCGGUAUAGUGCCUGCAUUGGUUAAAAUGCUAAGUGACUCGAGCAGCCACAGGAUGGUUGAUGAAGCUCUGACUAUACUCUCGGUCCUUGCAAGUAACCUAGACGCUAAAGCAGCGAUUGUAAAAGCGAAUACUUUGCCUGCAUUCAUAGGUAUUCUCCAGACGGGUCAAGCUAGAAACAGAGAGAACGCAGCGGCGAUAUUGCUUUCGCUGUGUAAGAGAGACACUGAGAAGCUGGUGUCGAUAGGUAGACUCGGUGCAGUUGUGCCAUUGAUGGAUCUAUCGAACAACGGAACAGAGAGAGGCAAGAAGAAAGCUACGUCAUUGUUAGAGCUUCUUCGUAAAGCUUGCCAAUAAUAAUUAGUGGGUCUGACAAAAAAAAAUAAAAAAGGUUCGUCAAGCUCUCAUUUUUUCAUGAAAAGUUUGCUGGCUAUUUAUUCAAUUAUUAUGUUAAUAUUUUGUUUCAUUUGAUUUGAUUUUUUGGAUAUUAAUUCCAUUUGUGGAAUCGAAUCUGGAGAUGGUGAGCUAAAAGGGUUUUCGAGAAUCGAACUCUUUUUUUGCUUGCUGUGUAUUUAUUUGGUUAUAUUUGUAAUAAAAUUUGGGAAUAAUAACUAAUAAGCAUUGAAUUGA